Molecule: messenger RNA, 543 nt
Organism: Colletotrichum gloeosporioides
Lineage: Eukaryota; Fungi; Ascomycota; Sordariomycetes; Glomerellales; Glomerellaceae
Exons: 1
Coding region: 1-543 (180 amino acids)
Source: RefSeq, a predicted model, not a curated record
AUGAGCUCUGAACUCUCACUGACGCCGCUUUCGUCUUUGCGCGUCUCUAAGCACUUCAUCCCGGCACAUGGCUUGCUUCCAAACACCAGCAUCCAGAACAAGCCAUUGCUGAUCUACCAUUCCGCCUUCCCAUCUACAAGCGCGUCCUCCAUAGAGGCGCAUCUUUCCUCAGUCGGCGUCGUCGAGCCGCAAUGGCGAUAUACCAUGUACAGCACGUCUCACUUUCACAGCACGACCCAUGAGCUGCUUUGCAUCAGCAAUGGGCGGGCAAGGCUGUGCUUUGGAGGAGAGGAGAAUGAGGGCCGUGUCGAACCGGUGGUGGAGAAGGGAGAUGUCAUUGUUGUCCCUGCUGGGGUAUCCCAUAGGCUGCUAGAGGAUAUCGACGGACGGUUCGAGAUGGUGGGGAGCUAUCCUGUCGGAUGUCAUUGGGACAUGUGCUAUGGCAAGAAGGGGGAGGAGAGCAAGGUUGCGACCAUCAGCAAACUCGAAUGGUUUGCAAAAGAUCCGAUUUACGGGGAUUCGGGUCCGGUGUUGGAUGUGUGA